CUUUCGUGGAAUGCGGCAACAUGGGCGUGUUUGACCGCGGAGUUCAGAUGCUGCUGACCACGGUGGGGGCCUUCGCUGCCUUCAGCCUCAUGACCAUCGCCGUGGGGACAGACUACUGGCUGUACUCACGCGGCGUCUGCAAGAUCAAGAGCAACAACGAGAACGAGACCAGCAAGAAGAACGAGGAGGUGAUGACGCACUCGGGCCUCUGGAGGACCUGCUGCCUGGAAGGUUCUUUUAAAGGCAUGUGUAAGCAGAUAGAUCACUUUCCUGAGGAUGCCGACUAUGAGGCAGAUGCUUCAGAGUACUUCCUACGCGCUGUACGAGCCUCCAGUAUCUUCCCCAUCCUGAGUGUGAUCCUGCUCUUCAUGGGGGGGCUGUGCAUCGCCGCAAGCGAGUUCUACAAGUCACGGCACAACAUCAUCCUCAGCGCCGGCAUCCUCUUCGUCUCUGCAGGUCUGAGCAACAUUAUAGGAAUCAUUGUGUACAUAUCAGCCAAUGCUGGGGAUCCUUCCAAGAGUGACUCCAAGAAGAACAGCUACUCCUACGGCUGGUCCUUCUAUUUUGGCGCCCUCUCCUUCAUCAUGGCUGAAAUGGUGGGCGUGCUGGCUGUGCACAUGUUCAUCGAUCGACAUCGGGAGCUGCGUGUGGGGGCACGAGCCGCCGAUUACCUCCAAGGUGCAGCCAUCACGCGCAUCCCAAGCUACCGCUACCGUUAUCGACGCCGCUCGCGCUCUUCGUCCCGCUCUACGGAUCCCUCGCACUCUCGCGAGGCAUCGCCAGUGGGCCUGAAGGCCUUUGGGACGCUGCCCUCCACUGAGCUGUCCAUGUACACGCUGCCCAAAGGCCAAACGGGCACCCCGACAGCCACCUAUAACUCCACGGAGAGGGACCACAACUUCCUGCAGGUCCACAACUGCAUCCAGAAGGACCUGAAAGACUCAGGUGGCCACAGCAACACCGCCAAUCGGCGCACCACACCUGUAUGAAAAUGACACAGACACUAAGAGAAGUCAGAGGAACUCUGGGGGGAAAGACAGCUCAUGGUUUAAGGAGACAGAAAGAGGCAGAGAAAGGGGGCUCCAAAAGAUCGAAGAGUGAGGGGUAAGCAACAGAGGGGAAGAUCUGAGCGCUCCACAGCACCUCAGAUAAUCACUGAGUUUGUUUACUAAAAAGGAAAUGGAGUAAAAAUGCAUAAAAAAAGAAACAUGCAUGAUUUUCCCAUGAACCAUUGUUUAACAAGUUUUGAACAUCUUUGUAAAGAGUUGAGGGAGAGGUCGGGGAAAGAUGAGUUGGGAUGGGGGGCAUUCAUAAUGCUGGGUUGGGGUGGUUGGUGGUUGAGCUGUGGAAGCGUGGAGUGGUGGGCUGGGCCAGACUGCCCGUUUAUAGGCGAACUUUAUAUUUUUUACUUAUCCUCAGUCUGAACAAAAGGCCCCUUGGCCAUGCCUAUGAACCCACCCUCACACCACCAUACCACAAGCCCCCCCAACACACGCACCCUAAACUCCCUUAUAAACCCUACUCCUUUCUUUAGUUACUGUAUCUUCUUGAUUUCAUUCUUUAUUCGCAUUAAUACUGUGAACCAUUGCGGUAUGGGAAUUUAGCAGGGAGCAUUUCAGGCCGCAAAAAAGAAAAAACAACAAAAAAAUAAAACAACAAGAAACACGUAAGUUAAUAUAUGUAUUGAUUAUAUAUAAAUAUAUGAACAUAUAUGUUAAUAAAUCAUGACUAGACUUCCCUGACGCAAAAAAUAUCAACAAGGAAAAAAAAAAAAACGACGUAACCUACAAUGAAACUAAACCGAGUCGUCAUGGAAACUAAACCAAGACGGAGGAUUCAUUGUGACUGGCUCACUUGAGGCUUCAGGCUACUCGAUAAACUGGUAUUGGUUAGUGUUAGAUACAUUAUCACAUUCUUUUACAACAACAACAAAAAAAUCUUUCAGCCUUCCGCCGAAGCCCUGGCAGCCAUCUUUGUUCAGGGUCAGCUAGAGGUGAGAAGUUGGCCACUCUUGCUUUUGCCCCGUACAGGGGAGGGGUGAAGAGAGAACUCUGGGUAACGGAUGGCCUCUCUGCAAACUUGAAGAUGACUGUGGACCAUGAAUCGUCACUACUGCCAAAGACACAAAGUAGUGCGUGUGAGAACAUGGCUACGAGUGAGCUGAAGCUAAGUGAAGAAAAGAAAAA
Messenger RNA from Archocentrus centrarchus (flier cichlid), 2186 nucleotides. It is a transcript of the gene cacng2b, whose product is annotated as calcium channel, voltage-dependent, gamma subunit 2b. Gene Ontology annotation, cellular component: voltage-gated calcium channel complex; postsynaptic density membrane; AMPA glutamate receptor complex. NCBI's taxonomy places the organism in Eukaryota, Metazoa, Chordata, Actinopteri, Cichliformes, Cichlidae. The transcript has 4 exons. The record is from RefSeq and is a predicted model, not a curated record. Gene Ontology annotation, biological process: neurotransmitter receptor transport, postsynaptic endosome to lysosome; transmission of nerve impulse; neurotransmitter receptor internalization. The coding region runs from base 21 to 989 and encodes 322 amino acids. Gene Ontology annotation, molecular function: voltage-gated calcium channel activity; channel regulator activity.